Molecule: messenger RNA, 4368 nt
Organism: Pogonomyrmex barbatus (red harvester ant)
Lineage: Eukaryota; Metazoa; Arthropoda; Insecta; Hymenoptera; Formicidae
Source: RefSeq, a predicted model, not a curated record
GAGAGAGAGAGAAGAGAGAGAGAGAGAGGGAGGGAGAGCGAGAAGAUAGAGAGAUUCGCGAAAAAUAUCCAAACAAAUGGUAUUCGGCGAUGACUUAAAGUAAUCGCGAAUCGGACGUAUAUAAGGACAGACUUAUAUAAGACGGUCGAUUUUUCUUUCUGCUGUGCGUACUGCGGUAAACUCGAGCGAAUCGUCGGGCAGGAAAGUUCGAGGGAAAGCAGAAUUUCAGCGAAGAUCGAUAUUGGACUACGUGAAAAAUCAUCUCAACCCUCUUGCGACUGCGACAAGAACACGAGAGAUACGAGGGAAUGACGGAAAGAGGUAGCCGACGAGCCGCUGCUAGGACAAGCCUGUGUCUGCUGGCGGCACUCGUGCUGUCCUGCGCUACAAGUGGCAGGAACACGGUUAACGCGUUUCCGCAACCGGAACCACCGCCACCGCCGAUUUUCUUCGGCGACGUCGCCGCAGACGAGGCGGAAAAUCUUAUGCUGAUGAACCGUCUAAGGCAGUUGAUGGAGCAGAAACACCGGGUGGUCGAGCAAGAACAUGACAUCACCGACGAGCAAAUCGAGAUCCAGGCGGUGCUAGAAGCGAAGACGCGGGAAAAACAACGCGCAAUGAUGGUGGAGCAACCACCGCCGCCAGAGUACAUUGAGGAACCGGAAGCGCUGCCGGUACCCGAGGCCAUAAUCCACCACCCUGUCGAGCAACAACACGCGGGCAAACGACACGGCACGAACGCGGUCAGCUACAUGUCCCUGUGCCACUUCAAGAUCUGCAACAUGGGACGUAAGAGGCAAUCGAAAUAAGUCUCCGUAAAAGGCAGUCGCGCGAGAGGCGGUUUGAAACGGACGGCGGGCGCGGCGAGGAGCUGAGGAUCUAGGAGACCUCAUUGUGCUUUAAAGAAACAUUAAGUAAAAGAUCAAUAAAAUUGGCAGCUUGCCACUGGUCAACUGGAAAAAUUUAAGUUAAGAGGGAGAUAGCAACGACGAGCGAUCGAAUUUAUUAUUAAGUUGUUUUAAUCUUCAUUCCUCCUCUGAAAUAUUUUUCUAUAAAAAAGAAAAGAAAAGAAACGGAAAAGUAUCGAAAAUUUGUCACCUUUAAAAUCUGUACUCUUGUAAAUUUGACUUGUAAAUAUUUCGGUGUAUUUAACAAAUACACCGAAAUAUUUAAGUUAGCCAAGUUAGCCAAGUUAUUCGUCGAAAAAACGUAAUGAGGAAGAGACGUGCGAUUUUCGAAACGAGGGAAACUCAACCCCUUAGUGGAUUCUGGAACUUGGUGGUCAUCGCUCCUCCUUGCUAUCCCUUCGGGACAAAUGAUCGCCACCAGUAUUACACGCCACGUACGCAUGUGCACGCACGCCACGGUGGAUCUACGUUCGUUACAGCGCGAAAAGUGAAUCACGCGAAUCGCGAGAUGCGCCAAUGUGACGACCGCUCGACGAGCGCUUCCAUUAACGAACGUCGAUCCUCAUCAGUCCCCCCGUGGUUUCUCCCAAUUUACAAUGUCGGGCGUCGGGGCGAGACAUGCGCGGCUGCAUGCGUAGAGAUAAAAAAAUAUACUGUAACCAUAAAAAAAAAAAGGAAGCAAAACAUUUGUUCGAAAUGUCGAAACCGUCCUCGGCCGCCGGACGAAGGCAGACCGUCCGACUGGUUCGGACGGAGAGGCUACGCGAGCUGGUUCGCCGACUAUGGUUCGUCUGGAAUAUUCGAUGGAUCAACGACGAGGUACUGUUAAGUGGUGGGUCGCGCGAAAAGGCUACGAUAAUCUCCCGAGAAGACAACGCGAUACAUACGAUCGGCUGAUCGGCUGAUUUUUAUUAGCGACUGUAUUCUCCGUUCUUAUAAAAUCGCUAAAAUGCUAGGAGAGUUAAUAAAAAUGAGACUCGGAUGUCUGGUAGCGGAUUGGAAUUUUAUUAUAUUUUUACUGUUGUAUUAUCAAGUGCCAAUAGCAUCGCGAGUUAAUCAGACCUGUGCAAUGUAUGCACGUUCACAUCUCGCGAGAGAAAUUUACAAGAAACGGAUAACGUGAACUGAAUUGAAACGUGUGGCAACGUGUUAAUUGUAAUUAAUUAAUGUGUUGAAUUUGUUACAUGUUAAUUCUUUGUAAAGUACACAUCGAGAACAUGCUGCUGUGAUUGACACAAUCCGACAAUAUUGGCGUUCGGUUAAUAUAUAAUGAUGAUAACCUACCGGUAUACAUAUAUGCGAUAUGUUAACGAUUAUCGAAAAGUUAUAUUGAUCAGCCUUUAUCUCGGUUAUAAUAACAUUUUUCAAUUGUAUAAAAUUGAAAAAUACCGAUAUGCAAUUGGCAUUUUUCAAUAGCGUUUUUAUUAUUUUAUUGAAUAUUUAUUUUCCAAAUAAUUGUUGCGUGUAAACAACUGAGUUCCAGAAAAAUUAUUAGUUAUUCAUACGAUACGUUAUAGCUAUGACAAAUGUUGAGCAAUCUUAUAUUAUUACAAAAACAUUUCGUGGAGGCGCGUGGAAAUGAGAAUCCUUUCCAAGAUUACAGAUAAUAUUGGAAGCUCGAUAGAUGGAUAUUAAAAAUGUAACGAGGGAUUCCAAUAUUCCAAGAUAAUACUAUCUUCUCUCUUAUAUCGAAUCCGAUCUGACUUAUAAAAAAGUGAAGAUAAAAAAGUAAGAUAGGAAAAAAAUCUUUAAAGAUUCCAACCGAUCGUUGAUUGCAAUUUAAUUAUGCACGUGGGAUUACGAGACACAUAUGUUCUGUAAUAAAAAAAAAAAAGAAAAAAAAAAACAGCCAAAUACGAACUAAUAAUUUAUUAAUCUUCGAUUAUAUUUUGAGGCAUGUUUCGAUCGCGAUAUCAAUCGGGUAUCUGGAAUCCCUGGUGAAUUCAACAAGGAAUACAGGCAACAAGAGAAACAUAUAUGGUCAAGGAAACAUAUAUGGUCAUCGCAUGAUGAACUUUGAAAUUACAGCUAAAUUUCCGGAUUUAAGAGAUAAGUAUUUGAUGUAACGACGGAAUAUUUUACAAGAGGAAAAUAUACGAGAAAUGUACAAAAUUACGAAGGACAAUAUAUAAACUUGUUUUUAUGAAACGGAAAAAGAAAAGGCAAACGAGAACAGUAUCGCUUGGAUUUUACACAAAUAACCAAUUAAAUCGAAUAAUGCGUAAAGAUUGAAAUCUGUUUAAUAAUACCUCGUCGAUGAUAAAAAACAGAAAUAAUUUGAUAGUUUCCUUCUUCUUGUAAAAUCAUGUCGACUGUUUAGAGGAAUGGUGCCAAUUAAAUAAUUGCAUAUUUUUAUUUAAAUAAGCAUAACGAUUGAACGAUUGAGUAAAACGAUUAUUUUCGGCGAGAAAGUAGCAGUGUAUAUUGUUGUAACAGCAGAAAGUUAUUUGAGAAAAUUUAUGAAGUUCAAAAAUAAAUGUUAUAUAUGUCGAAAGUGAGUGAUUUGUAUAUUUAUCAAAUAUUGAAAUAUUCCUAAAAUUUUAAUCAUAUAUUUAAUCAUUAGUCCCAAACUUUCUCUCCUUAUCACAACUUGAGCAUUAAACGUGACUGAUCACUCUGCUUGAUAAUAUCUGAAUGAUAACAAGAAUAAAAGUAAUUCAACAAAAAAAUAAAAAAAAGAAAACAGAAAGAGAUUAACAAAUAUAGUGAGCUUCCAAAUAACAUCUCUAACUUGGAAAUAAAAUAUUGAAAUCUUUCAAAUUAUACUUUUGCGCAGAAUAAUAAAUUUUAUUCCUCGACAAAUUAUUUUCAUAAAUAAUUUGAAUUUCUGUGAAAAAAUUUUACCGAGCUCUCUUGAUUCUUUGAAAGAACAAUGAAAGCAAAAGAACGUUCAAGAUUUCUGCUGUGCCGUAUGACGAUAUACAGACAUUUAUACAUUUAUUAAUCGAUGUGGAAGAAAAGGAAGAACUUGACCAACUGUGCGUCAAUUAUUUAAUCGACACCAAUCGAACCGUUUUCACGAUCGCGCCUAACAAGUCGAAUAAGCGUAACAACGAGAGACAAGGUUUAUUCGACAUAAAUCAAAAAGGGAGAAAGAAGAAGAAGAAGAAGAAAUCAAUUUAUGAAGAAAAGGUUCUCCUCCUCGCUCGCGUCACGCAGGACGCUCUUGCGACAUAAAGAAAUUUUAUUUAGCACUAACGAACCGCGCACCAAGAGGUCCGUUCUUUUUAACUGAAUUUCUCGCACGAGUCAUCCUUUCUCUUCUUUUCUCCAACACGAAAGGAAAAAGAGGAAAAAAAAAUCGGGUAAGAAAGUUCAGCUAAAAAGAACAGGCCUAAGGUUUCGUGAGGAAAGUAAGUGACAAAGGAACGAAAGAUCGCGACAUUUCUCACGGCGCAACAUGCGGGCUCCAGAGAAAAAUAGGAGAUCGUAGGCAAUAAUUAAAAAAAAAAAAAAAAAA